AUGGCUGGUGGUGCUGUUGCCCCCGUCGACACUGGCUACGCCUCCGCUGUGGUCAAGCCUGCCACCGUUAGGCAGUCGCUUCCCGCUAUUCUCGUCGCCGCUGCUUCCGCUUUCGGUGGUGUUCUGUUCGGUUAUGACACCGGUACCAUCUCUGGUCUCCUUGUCAUGGAGAACUUCAAGCAGACCUUCGGUCAGUUCUACCCCGUCAACGUCCCCUCCAACACCACUGGUGCCCCCAAGCCCGGUUACGACUUGAGCACCAGCGACACUUCACUCGUUGUCUCGAUCCUUUCCGCUGGUACCUUCAUCGGUGCCCUUGCCGGUGCUCCCAUUUCCGACAUCCUUGGUCGACGAUGGGGUAUGCAGAUUGCUCUCCUCGUCUUCUGCGUUGGUGUCAUCAUGCAGAUGGCCACUACUGAUCUCGGUGUUUUCAUCGGUGGUCGUGUCAUUGCUGGUCUCGGUGUCGGUAUUCUCUCCACUAUUGUCCCCAUGUACCAGUCCGAGACUGCUCCUCGCUGGAUCCGUGGUGCAGUUGUUUCCGGUUACCAAUGGGCUAUCACCAUCGGUCUCCUUUGCGCCUCGCUUGCUUCUUACGGUACUCAGAACCGCGACAACACCAGCGCAUGGCGUGUCCCCGUCGGUAUCCAGUUUGUUUUUGCUCUCAUCCUUUGCGCUUUCUUCCUUGUCCUCCCCGAAUCCCCCCGUUGGCUCGUCAAGAAGGGCAACCACGAGCGUGCCUCCAAGUCGCUUGCCCGCCUCAACUCCACUGACGUUGACGACCCCCUCGUCCGCUCCGAGCUCUCGGUCAUCCAGACCAACCUUGACAUCGAGCUCACCCACUCCACUGGCUCUUACCUCGACUGCUUCAAGAACAACGAUCGAAAGUACCUCCUCCGAACUUUCACCGGUACCUUCAUCCAGGCCUUCCAGCAGCUUACCGGUAUCAACUUCAUCUUCUACUUCGGUACCACCUUCUCCAAGAACGCUCUUCCCAACUCCGACCCCUUCAUCUUCUCGGUCAUCUACAACGUCGUCAACGUCGUUAGCACUCUUCCAGGCAUGUGGGGCAUGGAGCGCUUCGGUCGCCGCAAGCUCCUCAUCUGGGGUGCCGUCUGGAUGUGCGCCUGUGAGCUCAUCGUCGCCGUUGUCGGUACCGCCGUUCCAUCGACCAACUCCUCCGCCGGCAAGUCGCUCGUCGCCUUUGUCUGCGUCUACAUUGCUGGCUUCGCCUCCACCUGGGGUCCUGCUGCCUGGGUCGUCUGCGGUGAGAUCUUCCCUCUCGCCAUCCGUGCCAAGGCUCUCUCUCUCUGCACUGCCUCCAACUGGCUCUGGAACUUUGCUAUCGGCUUUGCCACCCCUUACCUCGUUCAGUCUGGUCCCGGCCACGCUGGUCUUGGUACCAAGGUCUUCUUCAUCUGGACUGGUACCUGCGCUGGUUGUGCCAUCUUUGCCUACUUUUUCGUUUAUGAGACCCGUCUCCUCUCGCUCGAGGAGGUCGACGAGAUGUACGCCCAGACCAGCGCCAUCGCCUCGUCCCAUGCCAACGCCGAGAUCCGCGCUCGCCGCUCCGAUCUCGAGGGUGGUGUCGUCCCCGUCAAGGACGACGAGCUUGCCACCCACGACGAGAAGAAGUACUAG
Ustilago hordei is the source of this 1638-nucleotide messenger RNA. RefSeq names its product putative monosaccharide transporter. Gene Ontology annotation, biological process: carbohydrate transport; transmembrane transport. Gene Ontology annotation, cellular component: membrane. Gene Ontology annotation, molecular function: carbohydrate:proton symporter activity. Bases 1 to 1638 code for a protein of 545 amino acids. The transcript has a single exon. NCBI's taxonomy places the organism in Eukaryota, Fungi, Basidiomycota, Ustilaginomycetes, Ustilaginales, Ustilaginaceae. The record is from RefSeq and is a predicted model, not a curated record.